Sphaerodactylus townsendi is the source of this 1344-nucleotide messenger RNA. Its product is annotated as delta-like protein C. The record is from RefSeq and is a predicted model, not a curated record. The transcript has 5 exons. NCBI's taxonomy places the organism in Eukaryota, Metazoa, Chordata, Lepidosauria, Squamata, Sphaerodactylidae. Bases 1 to 1098 code for a protein of 365 amino acids. Gene Ontology annotation, molecular function: calcium ion binding.
AUGGGGAACCCCAACUGUCCACAAAAAAGAAGGUUCUUCGUGCUUUUGGACACUCCUUUCUGUGUCUUUUCCUUUGACUGUCCCUCCUUUGACCAGAACCGGCCAGGCGAGUGGCUUCUUAUAAGUCUGAAUGACGACUCAGAGCAGGAUGGUCAGCUCUGGGCUGGGAAAUCCCUGGAGGUUGGGGCGGAGCUCAGAAAGGAGGGAGGGGAGGCACCUCCACGGGGGUCGAACACUGCAGAGUCCACGCUUCAAAAUGGACACUGCCUGGAUCUGGGCCGCAGUGUGAUCUGCAAAUGCCGCCCCGGUUUUGCCGGCUCCCGCUGUGAAUUGAACAUAGACGAUUGUGCCAGCAACCCGUGUGCCAACGGAGGCACCUGCGUCGACGGCCCCAACAGCUACACCUGCUCCUGUACCCUGGGCUACGGUGGAAAGGACUGCAGCGCCCGUGUGGAUGCUUGUGGCUCCAGCCCUUGCCUGAACAGCGGCACCUGCUACACCCACUUUUCGGGCCACGUCUGUGAGUGCCUGGCCGGCUACAUGGGCUCCAGUUGUGAGUUCAAGGUCCAACUUCCCACCCCGGUUAGUAGCCAGAGGGUGGCCGAGGGUCCUUUCCCUACUGCCUUGGCAGUCUCCUUUGCCCUGGGGCUCAUGACGUUGGUGCUCGCGGCAUGCGCCGCCGUGGCCGUGUUCCGGCACUUGAGGCAGGGUCGCAAGGCCGUGAAGAGCAGCGUCCGGAAUGACCUGGCGACCAUCAACAACUUCAAGGAGAGGGACGGCUUCCUUAUCUCCCCCGGGCGGUUCAAGGUGUCCAACAAAGAUGGCCGAUUCAACGGUGACCAGUUUAACUGCAAGAGGAAGCUGCUGGAUCCGGGCCGUGAGUCCAUCUGCAAGAAGAAGCUGGAGAACAAAAAAUCUGAGUCAAUCCGAUCAAUAACCCCUGCUGGCUAUCCCAAAGAAGGUGCCUACCUCCCCAUCUACAUCAUCCCGGACCAGAUGGAGCAGUGCAUUUAUGCAACUGAGACUCAUCCAUUGCAUGAAGCUGCUCUACCGUGGCUCUUGAGGCUCCACAACUUAGCCUGGAGCAGGCCUUUCUGAGCCUGCCGCCACCGGCAACUUUGGAAUUCUGAACCGUCGGAGACCUGAAUGGCUGUGCCGAAUUUUCGAGGAUUGCUUAGAAGCAGCCAAGACCACAGCUGAAGGGUCUCACUUUCAGUCAUGCAGGAAAGCUGUGUAUGUGAUAAAAUGCUUUGAAUGAUAUAUUCAGAGGUGGGAUCCAGCCGGUUCUCACAGGUUCCCGAGAGUAGGUAACUAAUUAUUUGUGUGUGCCGAGAGGGGGUUACU